Messenger RNA from Ostrea edulis (European flat oyster), 5574 nucleotides. Its product is annotated as transmembrane channel-like protein 7. Gene Ontology annotation, molecular function: mechanosensitive monoatomic ion channel activity. NCBI's taxonomy places the organism in Eukaryota, Metazoa, Mollusca, Bivalvia, Ostreida, Ostreidae. Gene Ontology annotation, cellular component: plasma membrane. The record is from RefSeq and is a predicted model, not a curated record. The transcript is spliced from 19 exons. The coding region runs from base 149 to 3202 and encodes 1017 amino acids.
UGUAACUGUGUAAUGGAAAGGAACAUCACAAGCUGGCUGCCAUUGUCAUGUGCCCACUCCAUCACUGAUUUUGGGAGUGAACAUAUUAUUGACCUAGUGAUUACUGAGAAGAGAUUGGUAGAACAUUAUGUCACUGUGAAAUACAGUAAUGUGGGGUAUGAUUGUGGAUUUUUUGGACAGCAUACAAUUGCAAAGCUAUCACAAACUUGUAAAGAAAAGGAAGCAUCUUGGAGAUAGUUUACCAGUUACCUUAGAUCCUGACAUUGCAAACAGACGUCCCAGGUCUGUUCCUCCCACGGAAGUUGUAAAGGUUCUAAAGGAGAGAGACAUAAAGUAUCAGUCACAGCCUGUAGAUUUAAACCCAAACUACCUUCCUGUGGAUGGUGAGAGUUUAAGGAGAGGCAAAGUUGAAAAGCCUCUGUUCGAUGCGGAUAAAUUAAGGAAAGAAAAGCAGAAAAAGUUUAAAUCAAAGUCUGUAGAGAUGUCUGAUGCCUGGUAUCCAAUGGGGGACGAAGGUGGGUAUCAGCCCAGACCGUCAGCUAGGGAGGAUCCCAGAGGAGAUAGAAAACCAUACCAGUCAAUGCCCAUGCUAAACACAGACAGGGGCUAUGAGCCAGGGCCCUCACGAGGAGAGGAUUCACCUAGACAGGAUAGAAGAAGACAGUACCAAUCAGGCCCUCACAUUGACACAACCGAUGAUCCUUACCGGGGUUAUGACAGGAGAGGUUCACCUAAAGCAGAUAGAAGGCAAUCUGGACAUAUGAGAGAGGAGGACAAUGAGUAUUACAGAGAGAGGGAUUUAUCUCGUGAUGAUAUACACAGGAGAUAUGAAUCUGACCGUCCAGUGGAUAUGGACAGAAAUUAUGAGCCACAGGGAGGACUGCAAGGGAAUGGAAGGAUGUAUCAGUCUGCUCAUGGUGUUGAUUACAGAAAAGACAGGGAGAAUAACAAUGUAAGUGGCAGGAGAGAGUAUCAGCUGUCAGAGGUUUUCCCAAGCAUCAACAGUGCCGAUGGAAAAGGGACAUUAAUCCGCCAUCGCAGAAAGUCAAGCAGAAAAAGUGGAUUUGGAGAACCAGACUAUGAUGACGAGGAGGAAGUUGAUGGCAAAACACUGCCCAGUCAGAAGGCCAUUCAGCGAAACCGCACAAAGUCAAUUAAAGAAAGAAAAAGGGAACUGGAGGAAGAAAAGAAGACAAACCCCAAACCAAAGUCACUGGCUGAAAAGUACAAUGAACUAAAAGACAGGGGAAAUAUUACUGCUGGAGAUGUGGCCACAAUUGUCAGGGAGUCAACUAUGACACGUAUGAAUAAAGUGGUUGGAGGAAAAGAAUCCAAGAAAUGGCAUAGAUUUAAGCUGAAAAAGAAGGAGUUUUUGGACAGAUUUACCAUAUGGGCAGGAACCCUUAAAGAAGUGGAAGGUGAAUAUGGGACAGCGGUGAUGACCUAUUUCCGUUUCAUAAAAUGGCUGAUGUUUUUGAAUGUCUACAUAAUGAUAAUAAUGUUCUGUGUAAUAACUGUCCCCUACCUGGCUCUGGGUCCAGGUAAUUUCAACUCGUCACUGACAGAUGUUAAUGUGUCCGGAUACAGAGAGGCCAUUAGUUGUACAACACAGUAUGAAGUCUAUCACAAAAAUCUCACAGACUCAGAAAGUUUAGGUCAGCAAGUUCUGGAUUUCCUACAAGGCACUGGCUGGAUGGAGAGGAAAGUGUUAUUUUAUGGAGUAUACUUCAAUAAAACGUACACAACCAGUGACAAUGACACAUACACUUACCACAUGGGGCUGGCCUAUAUGCUGGCAUUUGGGGCAUGCUUUCUGGUUUCCUUCUUACUCAUUGUUAAAAAUGCCUCUAAGAAUGUGAAGGUAUCUUUGGGAUCAACAGAUACUGUGGCUGUUUACAGCAACAAGAUAAUGUGUGGCUGGGACUUCUGUAUUAGCAAGGGAAAAGCAGCCAAAGUCAAAAAAAGAAACAUCUUCACAGAUUUAAAAGCUGAGCUGAAUGACCAACGGAAGGAGUGGCGAAUGCAGGAACGAUCUACAACUGAAUUAGCUCAGUUGUACCUGGUGCGAAUCCUGAUCAACUUUCUAGUUCUAGCAUUACUGGGAGGAGCCUUGUACUUAAUCACAUUCACUGCUGAACAGAUGAUAGAAUUACAAAAUGAACGGACCCUAUCUGAGAUUCUUGAGCUGUUGGUUCAGUAUGUGCCGUUUGUAACCAUCACUGUCCUCAAUGCUGUUCUGCCAAUCAUAUUUCAGAAGCUGGUGCAGUUUGAAGAUUAUAGAUAUGAAUUUGGAUUUAAACUUACAUUAGCAAGGGCCAUUUUAUUGAGAUUAGCCUCUCCCAUAGCAUUGAUAGCCAUUUUGUACAAGGAAUUGAUAGAGAGGCCAGAGGAGAAUGCCGUGGAUGGACAGUGUGGUAAUAAACAAUGGCAGUCAGAUGCAAGAAGGGGAAGGAUUAUGUGUUGGGAGACCUACUUUGGACAACAGUUAUACAAACUGGUUCUACUAGACUUGAUUGUAGAAACAGGAAUUAUUUUCUUCAUGCAAAUUCCAAGGUGGUACAUCCACAAGAAAUAUGGCAAAUCCAGUGACUUUGUGAAAUUGGUAGGACCCCAAGAGUUUGACUUGCCACAGAGUGUAGUAGACAUUAUAUACACUCAGAGCAUAUGUUGGUUAGGGAUGUUUUUCAGUCCCCUUAUUCCUUUUAUGACCUUUGUCAAGUGUGUUCUCUUCUUCUGGGUUAAAAAGUUUGCUGUUCUAAAAAUAAAUGUUCCACAAGAGCGACCAUUCAAAACGUCUGGUUCUAACUCCCUCUUUAUGUUAGUGCUGCUACUUUCAUUCAUCAUUGCUGCUGGCAUGCUGGGGUACAUGAUUGGAAACAUUCCACCGAGCCAGAGCUGUGGUCCUUUCAGAGUUUACAGUAACCAGACUGGGGCAGCCAUGUUUGAUGUCAUCACUAACACAGUUUACAGUUGGCCGACAGAAGCCAGAGAUGUGUUUGAAUUUCUGGGAACUGUGGGAUUCUUCUUACCAGUAGUUAUAUUGCUUGUUCUUGUGAUGUACUAUUACUGGUUACGAGGCCAAGGAUAUAAGAAGACAGAGGAACUCUUACAAAAUCAACUCAAACUGGAGGGGCGUGACAAGAAGUACCUGCUGGACAGGGUGAAUGAGGUCCUUCAGCAGAAUUCGGAUCUAUUGUCAUGAUGUAACAUUAUGUAAGCAUAAUUUGAAGGAUUGUUUGUGGUAUUAUGUAUUCAAUUUAUCUAUUACUGUUUCAAUUAUUUUUCAUUCUGAUAGACAUUUCAGGUAUUUCAUAAGUAAUGUACAUGUAUUUCAUUGUUGAAAAGUGGUUUUAGUUCUAUUCACAACUUAGUGUUGCCACUUUGUGUUCUGAUGUGAAACUGUCCUGCUGUUUUUUAACUUCUCUCUCACAAUUAUUUCCGUCCUUGACACACUGAAAUCCACAAUUAGCAUGUAGUUUACAUGAAUAAUAUUUACUGUACCUAAUUUUGUAUUGGCUGUGGAUGAAUUGAAAUGUUGGAUGUAUUUGUGGGGCUUGCCAAGCAAAUGUACAUCAUUUCAUCAAGUUAAGUAGAUCAAAUUUAUAUGCUGUUAUUUUGUUAUUAUGCAUCAUUGAAAUGCCAUUUUCUAUAACAUUUCUGUCAGAAGUAUUUUAUACAGAUGACUUGUCAGAUAUAUAACUGGUGAUAUAUACAUCAAAAUAAUAUACAUGUUUGAGGUAAUGUCUAUAAUUGUAAAUAUGUUUCAUACUUCACAUGUGCAUUCCUUGUGACAAGACCUUUCUUUUCAUACCAUAUUGUUUCACCUAAUGACCUUGGAGUUAGGCUACAUGGGAGUAUCAAUGUUUCAGAAACACCAUAUAUAUUUUUUUGGCAUUUAUAUGAGAAAUAUGUAUUUAUACUUUUAUCUGUAUAAAUUCAGCAUGCUUCUGAAAGGUACUGGGAAAUUAUACUUAUUUACAUUUGAGAUUCCGUGUACUGUGAUAUUCAAGGAUUAAUGUGAUUUAUGGGCUCAUUUUAUAUAAUUUGUAUGUUAUUGAUUAACUGUCUUUCUUCUACCUUUGUCAGCUUAUUUAUACUCAUUAUUGUUAGGUCAUGUGAGAAACUCAGGUGACCAAUUGUUAUCUGUUUUCGUGCGUCGGUUGUAAACUUUUGAACAUUCUUGAACACCUGUACCAAUAUUCUAACCAAUUUUGUUAUAUAGCAUUUAUGGGUAAAGAGGAACAAAAAUUGUGAAUUUCAUGGACUCUAGCUGCCUCCAUCGGGCCUGAGGGGUUAAACCAAAACCAUGAAAAUCAAUGCAAUCUUCAAAAAUCUUCUUUACUCUUUGACUGAUUAUAAUAAGCAAGGAGACAUCUACCAAAAUUGUGAAAUUCAAUUCAUGACCCGAGGGAUUAGGGUUCAAGUCCCAGGGUGGGGCUAAGUUGGUCAAAUAUUGAAAAUGCAUAGCUGCGAGUCACAUGACAAACUGUUUUACCUCUGCUCAUAAUCGGUAGGGGAAAAAAAACUACCUUGGGUGGAGGGCUACGAAUGUAUCGAAUUUUGUUCUGCCUUGUGGUUUUAAUACUAUUAUUUUGUUUCCAGGUUUUUUUCUUUUGAAAUUCCAACUUGAAGUAAUUCUAAAAUAAUGAUUGCUUAAUUAAACUCUCACCAAUUUCGAAUUUUACCACAUCCCAUAUGACAGUCUGUAAGUUUCUUGUGGUCUGCACGUUUGAUUUGCACUUAGCAAAACGGAACGCUUUGGAGAUACACUAGUAGCAGCAAGCUUCAGGGUCUAUAAUCGUCUACUAAAAUUGUAAAAUUUAUGACUCCUGGGUUUAAGUUCUAUUAUUAUAUGAGCAAAAAUUUAUAGAUUUUACUACUGAAUCUUCUGAAAGUAGGAGCUCUGGACCCAGUGGUGUAUUACCUAAUGACAUGUUACAUGUAGAAAUGUUUGUUUAUUAAAGAAUGUAAAGAAUUCAUGCAUACGAGUCAUUAUCGUUGGAAAAUGUGAUGUAUGGUACUCAGAUAACCAUGGGCUUCUUGUUCAAUGUUUUUAAUAUUAAUUCAAGAAUAUUAUGUAAUGUAUAUAUAUUAUAUAUUUGUAUCUGUCUUGGAUAUCUGUGCAAUUUUUAAUGUCUUCCAAUAUUUAGAAUUAAUCAGAACCUAUGUCUAUUAAGCAUAGAAAUUAUUUGAACAUGUUGAGCAUAAUUACAAGUAGUUUGUAGAUUGAUUUUAUGAGCUGAUUUUUUUGUUUUCCCUCAUAAGAAUAUUUGUUAUACAAAGGAAGGUGAUGUUAUAAAAUGUGAUGGGGAAGUAGUAAAUACAAUCUGAAUUUAAGUUGUGAUGGUUUAGCCCAAGUAAACAUGUCACCAAUGCCCAGUUAAUAAAGAUUUUAAAGGCAUGUUGUAAUGCGAUGAUAGAGGGAUGGUGUCUAUUGAUGUUGAAAUGCAAUGAUGAAGGAAUAUUGCAAUUUGAUGAUGGUGGAAUGUGAUGGAGGGAUGGUGUCUGGUGAUGUUGAAAUGUGAUGAAGGAAUGUUGUAAUGUGAUUGAUUAAAUAUUGUUUAACGUCCCUCU